UACGUAUACUCAGGGAAGAUCGUUACCCUUCGUACGCGGGGCACAUUCAUACAGUCAAAAUAAAACUUGAACGAAACAACGUACGGUCUUGCUUUUGUAUGUGUGCGUGAGUCAAGGUACCAACUUAACGUCAACGUAGUAUCGCGCCAUUCGCACCGGUGAGAGUGAAGCGACAGGUACGAACGUGUUUUCGCGCUCGAAACAUGGUGCGGACUUAUAAACCAAAAACGACAAGUAAACAAGCAGUGGAUGAAAAAUCCAUGCAGUCAGCAAUACAGGAUGUUAUGCAAGGAGUAUUGUCAUAUAGAAAAGCUGCGGACAAGUACAAUUUGAAAUUGUCAACAUUAGAAAGCCGAGUAAAAAAAUACAAGAAUAGCAAUGAUGCUGAAGGGUCAAGCAAACGUACAUUUGACUCUAAAUAUACAAGUUUUCUAGUGUUUUCUGUGGACGAAGAAAAACUGUUAAAUGAUUAUAUUAUCAAAUGUUGUAAUAUGCAUUAUGGACUUACGACGAUUCAAGCAAGAAAACUAGCAUAUGAGUAUGCCAAAUCUUUGAGAUUGAAAUAUCCAACAAAGUGGGAAGAAAAUAAAAUGGCUGAGAAAGAAUGGAUGUAUGGUUUUCGCAGAAGAAACCCGGAACUCAGUUUACGCAAACCCGAAAACACAAGCGCUGCCAGAUCUUUUGCGUUUAACAAAACUUCGGUUACCGAGUUUUAUAUCAACUUGAAGACAGUGUUGGAGCGACAUCCAUUAACUGCUAACAGAAUUUUUAAUUUCGACGAAUCAGGUGUAUCUACCGUUCUAGCUACUCCCAAAGUCUUGGCUCCAAGAUGUCAAAAACAAAUCGGACAAAUUGUAUCAGCUGAAAGAGGCGAGCUCGUAACUUUUGGUGGCAUUAUAUCUGCCAGUGGAAAUACCAUUCCUCCACUUUUCGUGUUUCCACGCGUUAAUUAUAAAGAUAAUUUUCUGGAAGGAGCACCCGAAGGCAGUCUCGGCGCUGCAAAUAAAAGUGGCUGGAUAAAUAGCGAUAUAUUUGUCUCUGUUUUAAAACAUAUCCAGAAACACACACUCUGCACAAAAGAUAACCCCAUAUUACUGUUGUGUGACAAUCAUGAAAGUCAUAUUUCUCUCGAAGCCAUCAACUACGCUAAAGAAAAUGGCAUAAUUUACCUAUCUUUUCCACCACAUACAUCUCACCGCCUACAACCACUUGAUGUGGGAGUCUUUGGACCAUUUAAAUCAAAGUUGAAAAUUGCUUACAAUAAUUGGCAUAUAAUGAAUCCAGGCAAAGCAUUGACAAUUUACAAUAUUCCAAAGCUUGUGAAAAUUGCAUUUUUCGAAUCAUUUACGGCAAAAAAUAUCACAAGCGGGUUUAACAAACCCGGAAUAUGGCCUCUUAAUGAAUUAGCCUUUAAUGACGAAGAUUUUGCUCCAACUGAGGUGUAUACAUCCGCUAACUUAGAACAUGUGCCUCCUACUCAAAACGUCGUUGAAGAUUUGUCAGCACCUACUCUGCAGCCAAGUGUCUCUAAUAUCUGCCAACUCUCUACUUCUGAAACAAAGGAUCUCUUAGAGGUUCCAAGAGAAUCUACAGAACAAACAAUUAAAUCACCAGGGAUAGUUUAUGAUGAUGAACUACAAAGGUUUAAUUUAGAUGCUUGUGAAGCAGAUGCUUUGAAUAAUUCACCAAUCCAUCAAAUAGUAGCUCCUUUGAGGAUAGUUUUGACACCAGAGGUAAUUCUACCCUACCCGACUGUUGUAAGAAAUAGUAAAACAAACAAAGGACGACGGCCUGGAAAGUCACGUAUUUAUACUGAUACACCCGAAAAAAAGCUAAUUGAGGAGAAACACAAUGAAAAGCAAUUGAAAAAGUUAGAACAGGAAAGAAGGGCUAGAGCAAGACAAAUGAAACGUAGUUUAGCUGAUUUUAAUUUAAAAACGAAGAACAAGAAAGCUAAAAACACAGAAAGUGAUGAAUCCGAUUGUGAUGGAUCUGAUAUAACUUUUCAAGAGAGUUCAACAUCCAUCACAAACGAAGUAGAAACCGAGCAUGACAGUUUUGAAAUGAACAGAAGCCAAUUGACAGUUGAUGUAAGACCAGAAAAUAUUAAAGACGGUUCGUUUAUUUUAGUGAGGUUCCCUAAGAAAAAACGUAUUAUUUACUAUGUAGGAAAAGUUGUCGGUCACUAUAGUCAGACUGAAUUUAAAGUAUCUUAUUUAAGAAAGAAGCCAGGCUUUUCGUGGACAUUUGUUUUCCCUAAUGUUGAAGAUAUUCAUACUGUUUAUAUAACUGAUGUUGAAAUGAUUCUUCCUGAACCUAAGCCUCCAACAGUUUGUACUUCGAGAACAUCAAAACUUUUCACGUUUUUAGUAAUUUUUUCUAAUUUUACUGUUCAAUAGUUUUAAUUAUUUUGUUAAUUAACAACAACUUUUUAGUGUUAAUCCGCACCAAAGAUUAAAAAUGUGAUUUUAAAUUUAAGAUAAAUAAUUUACGUAGAAAAUGAGGCUAUUUUAUGUUUUAUUGUUAGAGGAAAGUAAUUUAAUUUUCAUUAAUUUAAAGAAAAGUCAUUUAAGUUUUGUUU
This is a messenger RNA of Manduca sexta (tobacco hornworm), 2581 nucleotides long. RefSeq lists its product as uncharacterized. The record is from RefSeq and is a predicted model, not a curated record. The transcript has 2 exons. The coding region runs from base 204 to 2399 and encodes 731 amino acids. Gene Ontology annotation, molecular function: DNA binding. Gene Ontology annotation, cellular component: nucleus. NCBI's taxonomy places the organism in Eukaryota, Metazoa, Arthropoda, Insecta, Lepidoptera, Sphingidae.